CGCGCGCGCAGCGGGGCCCCGCCGCCGCCGCCAUGGAGCUGCUGCUGCCGCGGAGCCCGCGGGAGUUCGGCUCCGCCGGCUACUGGGCGCGGUUCUUCCGGCAGCGCGGCGAGCGGCCCUUCGAGUGGUACGGGGCGCUGCCGGAGCUGCGCGCCGCGCUGCGCCGCUACCUGCGCCCGCGGGACAAGGUGAGCGAGGGACGCGGCCUCCCCCCCCCCCCCCACCCCACCCCGCGCGGCGCCCGGGCCUCGUCGCCAGGGCGUUCUCGCCGCCCCCGCUGCUCUCGUCCCGCUUCGCAGGUCCUCGUGGUCGGCUGCGGGAACUCGGAGCUGAGCGAGCAGCUGUACGACGCGGGCCUGUGCGAGGACAUCGUGAACAUCGACAUCAGCGACGCGGUCGUCCGCCAGAUGCGGGAGCGGAGCGGGAGCGGGCGGCCGAAGAUGAGCUACGUGCGGAUGGAUGUGCUCCAGAUGGGCUUCCCCGACGGCCUCUUCCAGGUCGUCUUGGACAAAGGCACGCUCGACGCCAUCCUCACCGACGAAGAGGAGGCCACUCUAGCCAAGGUGGACAGGAUGUUUGCCGAGAUCAGCCGGGUCCUGCAGGUAGGAGGGCGCUACCUCUGCGUCUCCUUGGCUCAAGACCAUGUGCUGAAGAAGGCGGUGGAGUACUUCUCCCAGGAAGGCUGGGUAGUGCGUAUCCAUGAGGUGGCCAGCAGCGGGGACAAGCAGCAGUUUGUCCUCCCUAUCUUUGUCUACGUCAUGACUAAGUUUAAAAAAGUCCCUGGCUUGGCACCACAAAUCCUGGAGAUCUGCCCCGAGGAGCAGGACAAGCCGAUACGGGUGGAGAGCGCGGAGCAACUGGUGGAGGCAGUGAAGGACAGGCAGCAUUAUGCCCUGCUCCGCAGCCAGCUGAGCAAAGCCUGCAGUGGGGAGCAGCUUUCCCUGGAUCUGUGCAGCAGAGAUGGUGGGAAGCCUCGAUACACUCUGCAUGUGGUCGACAGUCCCUCGAUGAAACCAUCACGGGACAAUCACUUUGCCAUCUUCAUCAUCCCACAGGGCAGAGAAACUGAGUGGCUCUUUGGGACGGAGGAAGGGCGGAGGCAGCUGGCUGCCAGCGCAGGGUUCAAGCGCCUCGUCACCGUAACUCUGCACAGAGAGCAGCACUACGAGGGCAUGGAGGGCAUCCAGGCCGAGCUGUCGGGGAAGGUGAUGGAGCUGGCACCACCGGGCCUCCCUGCCCGGCAGCAGGUGCCUUUCUUGUCUGUGGGAGGCGACAUCGGGGUUCGGACAGUGCAGCACCGUGAUACCAGCCCCCUGAGCGGGGAGUAUGUUGUGGAGGAUGUGAAGGGGGAUGACAAGUAUUACUUCCGCCGCCUCGUCUUCCUCAGCAACAGGAAUGUGGUGCAGUCAGAAGCCCGGCUCUUGGCCCCAGUGCCUCUGCCAGGCCAGAAGAAACGGAGGAAGGACAGGAAGAAACCCAACCCCACUGAGCUGCCUUCAGCCAUCGACAAGAGCUACCUGUGCUGCGAGCACCACAAGGCCAUGGUGGCCGGGCUCUGCCUGCUGGGGAGCCAUGACUCUCUCCCAGGAGCCCCGCUCAUGGUGCUGGUGGUGGGGCUUGGUGGGGGCAGCCUGCCCCUCUUCCUCCACGACUACUUCUCCCAGGCCCGUGUGGCUGUGGUGGAGAUCGACCCCUCCAUGCUGGAAGUGGCCACGCGCUGGUUCGGCUUCUCCCAGGAUGACCGGAUGCAAGUGCAUGUCUCCGAUGGCCUGGACUACAUCGCUAAGCUGGCAACUGAAGCCUCAGCCCAAUAUGAUGCCGUCAUGUUUGAUGUGGACAGCAAAGACCUCACGGUGGGAAUGAGCUGCCCACCUCCAGCCUUUGUGGAAAAGCCUUUCUUGCAGAAAGUUAAAACCAUCCUCAAGCCAGAAGGAGUCUUUGUGCUGAACUUGGUGUGCCGAGACACCCGGCUCAAGGAGUCCGUCCUGGCCACCCUCAGGGAGAUCUUCCCGCUGCUGUACGCGCGCCGCAUCGAUGGGGAGGUCAACGAGAUCCUGUUCUGUCAGCCCAGCCCCAAGGGGCCCCGGGACCCCACAGAGCUCCUGGUGCGUGCCCAGGCGCUGGAGGGGGCCCUGCGACAGCCCGGGCGCCCCUGGGACAGCUCCUACGUCCUUGCAGACAUGCUGCAGGCUGUGAAGAUCCUGUGAGAGGGGCUGUGAUGGGAAAGAAGGGUCCCUGCAUGGGUGCUGUGGCCAUAGCCAGGACUGCCCUCUCUGCCAGGGGGCUGGCAUUGGCCUGGCUCUGCCUGAAGGUCUGAAAGGCUCCCCACAGCAGGAGGGAGCCCCAUGCAGCUGGCUGGGGCUCUGGGGCCAGACUAUUUGCCAGGAGCCCCUUUAGCGCGGUCUCUCGAUAUGGGACUUUUCCCCCAUGCUGGAAGUGGGGCUGGGGAAGGGUUUGGACUGGCAGGGGACAGCACAGCUGAAGGAGCCGUGUUUGGGAGGUGAGGAGAGGCAGGCGCUCCUCACCUGGGAUCGCAGGAUUGGUGUUUGGGACUGACCCCUAUUUCCUGCGGUUUAUGCCAGAUCCUGGGCAAGAGCCCAGCCUGGCUGCCCGCUGGGAUCCUCAGCUUGCGCUCGGGGUGGCUGCUCUUCCUGGGCACUGCCAAUGCAGCCGCUUGAUGCCGCUUUGCAAUGCUGUCACGUUGUGGGGACAUACGGCCCUGUUGGUGCAAAAACACUCUGCCAACUGCCCCUUUCCCUUCCAGCACAGCUCCCUCCCUCUGGUUGUGCCUCUCUCCGCGUGUCCACCACCUCCAUGCAACCCCACGGCUCUGCCCCAAGCCUGGGUGUCGGGGUAGGGGGGGUGUGCAUUUGGGCUGCGAGCUGUAACAAUAAAAUGCUCGGGCUGCCCUGCGGCCCGCUGGGC
Messenger RNA from Rhea pennata, 2925 nucleotides. RefSeq names its product methyltransferase 13, eEF1A N-terminus and K55 (gene METTL13). The record is from RefSeq and is a predicted model, not a curated record. Gene Ontology annotation, molecular function: S-adenosylmethionine-dependent methyltransferase activity. Bases 33 to 2207 code for a protein of 724 amino acids. NCBI's taxonomy places the organism in Eukaryota, Metazoa, Chordata, Aves, Rheiformes, Rheidae. The transcript is spliced from 7 exons.